AUGAGUACCUUGAGUUGGAACUGUCGUGGCUUGGGCAAUCCACGUACAGUUCGAGAAGUGGUGGACCUUGUGUCUCGUAAGAAGCCGGAGUUUGUCUUUCUUAUGGAAACUAAGGUGGGACGGAGUCAUGCAGAGCGUCUCCGUGUCAAGCUUGGUUUUGAAGAUGUGGAGUUGUCUGUUGCUGGUCUAGGUGUGUGGAGGAUGACCGGCUUCUAUGGUUUCCCUGAACGGAGCCGGAGAAGCGAGUCUUGGGACCUCUUGAGAACUUUAGCAGGAAGGUCCACACUUCCAUGGGUGGUGGUGGGGGACUUCAAUGAUCUCCUGUUUCAACACGAGAAACGUGGAGGUAAUCCGCACCCUGAUAAUUUACUACGUGGUUUCGGAGAGGUUGUGGAGGACUGUGGGCUAUCUCAGCUGUCGAUACACGGUUAUCAGUAUACUUGGGAAAGAGGUAGAGGAACGGUAGAUUGGAUGGAGGAGAGGUUGGACAAGGUUCUCGCAGGUGCAGAUUGGUGCAGUACACUGCCGGAGGCAACUGUCUCUAAUAUUAUUACCCGUAACUCAGAUCACUCGGCUCUCUUUUUGGGGGUUAAGGAUCGAGCACGAGUGCAGCACGGUUUGCAGAGGUCUUUUAAAUUUGAGAUGGCCUGGAUUUAUGAUGAGGGAUGUCGGAAGCAGGUGGAGGAGGCGUGGCACGAAGGGAGAGAGGCGAGGUUACUAAACUGUUUACGGUUUUGUGGUGACAGACUCCUCCGCUGGGGUGGUGAUCACUUUCACAAGUUUGGCGAGAAGAUUAGCACCCUGCGGAAAGACCAACUACGUCUUAAGGGACUACUGGACCCCGAGUCUCUCGGGGAGUACCAGCGUCUUGAGGCUCAGCUGUGUCAGUAUGCUUCUGCACGAAAAAAGAAGAACACCCUCUCUAGAUUAAAGAAUGAUUGUGAUGUGUGGGUUGAGGGGGACGAUUUGAAUGCUGUUGUGCUUGAUUAUUUUCAAAAUAUUUUUGCAUCAAAUAUCUCAUCUGCCGAGGUGGACUCUUUUGUUACUACUGUUACCCCACGUGUAUCCCCCGAGCAGAAUAUUGCCCUCUUAAAGCCUUUUGACCAGGAGGAGGUGAAAGUCGCUCUGUUCUCCAUGUUUCCAGAUAAAGCCCCAGGCCCGGAUGGUAUGAACCCAGGGUUCUAUCAGCAUUACUGGGAUGUGGUAGGUUCUGAUGUGUCCUAUUUUGUGCUAAAGUGCCUGAAUGAGAGUUCCUUCCCAGUUGGCUUGAAUGAUACUAAUGUGGUACUCAUCCCUAAGAAGAACAGUCCUAAGAAGGUGUCUGAUCUUAGGCUCAUUGCUCUUUGUAAUGUGGUCUACAAAAUCAUGGCCAAGAUGAUUGCCAAUAGGAUGAAGCCUCUGUUAGGGGGCAUAAUCUCUGACUCACAUAGUGCUUUUAUCCCUAAUAGGCUUAUCACAGAUAAUAUCCUCAUUGAUGCAGAGGUAGGUCACUACUUAAACAGGAAAUAG
This is a messenger RNA of Ipomoea triloba (trilobed morning glory), 1509 nucleotides long. RefSeq lists its product as uncharacterized. Gene Ontology annotation, molecular function: catalytic activity. The record is from RefSeq and is a predicted model, not a curated record. NCBI's taxonomy places the organism in Eukaryota, Viridiplantae, Streptophyta, Magnoliopsida, Solanales, Convolvulaceae. The coding region runs from base 1 to 1509 and encodes 502 amino acids. The transcript has 3 exons.